Molecule: messenger RNA, 3657 nt
Organism: Penicillium expansum
Lineage: Eukaryota; Fungi; Ascomycota; Eurotiomycetes; Eurotiales; Aspergillaceae
Product: terpene cyclase/mutase family protein
Exons: 4
Coding region: 1-3657 (1218 amino acids)
Biological process (GO): triterpenoid biosynthetic process
Cellular component (GO): lipid droplet
Molecular function (GO): intramolecular transferase activity
Source: RefSeq, a predicted model, not a curated record
AUGAUGAAUAUGAACCUCACCAAUGCAGUUCCAGAAGACAAGAUCCACUCCGGCCAUUUGGCUUCCCAGGUGGAGCAUGCCUUGAAGCUCUCCAGAGAUUAUGCCAAUGGAUCAGUUCACUCCGAUGGCCACUGGUGCGGCGAGCUCAGAUCUAAUGUCACGAUAACUGCGGAAUACAUAUUUCUUAGACAGGCCUUAGGGCUGGAUAUGAAAGCCGACAGCGCAGCCUAUUGUCGACACAUUUUAUCUGAGCAGAACGAAGAUGGCUCGUGGGGACUGGCUCCUGAGCAUCCAGGUGACGUAUCCACUACAACAGAGGCAUACAUGGCUCUCAAAAUCCUAGGCCUCGAUUCCAGCCAUGUGGUGAUGCGGCGUGCUCGGCAGUUCGUGCUUAAAUCUGGAGGUAUUGAGAAAGUCCGCGUUUUUACGCGCAUCUUCCUAGCAACCUUUGGGUUGUUUCCCUGGGACGGAGUGCCACAGCUACCUGUUGAACUUAUUCUUCUUCCAUCAAUUUGUCUGAUCAACAUAUACACCUUUGCUUCUUGGGCUCGGGGUACGAUCGCCCCUCUGUUACUCAUCUGCCAUCACCAACCUAUUUUUCCAUUGCCAAAUGGAAAGUUCGCUAAAAACGACUAUCUUGAUGAGUUAUGGCUCGAUGCCACAAACAAAAACGUGUCAUAUGGCCUGCCUCUUUUGAGCUUGUUGUUCGAAGGUGACCUUCCUGGCGUUGCAUUUACAUGUAUGGACAAAUUGCUCUAUUGGCUGAAUGGACUUCGCUCAGUUCCGGUCCUCCGCUCCUAUGCUCGAAGAAAAUGCCUUAAAUGGAUCCUCGAUCGACAGGAAGUAACCGGGGACUGGGCGGGAAUCUUCCCACCUAUGCAUGGCAGCGUGUUUGCGUUCAUCCUUGAGGGCUACAAGAUCAACGAUGACCCUGUUCGGCUGGGUAUCCAAGCUAUUGAGAAUUUUGCCUGGGAAGAUGAACGGGGUAAACGAAUUCAAGCCUGUAUUUCACCUGUGUGGGAUACUGCCCUUAUGUCAAUUGCGCUUUCUGACGCCAUGACGCCCGAUCGACACGUCGUCGAGCAGGCCAUUACAUGGAUCAGAAAUCGACAAUUGAUUGUGCCUUACGGGGAUUGGUGUGUAUAUCGACCCGGACUUCCACCUGGUGGCUUUAGCUUUGAAUACAAGAAUACCUGGUACCCCGACGUGGACGACACCGCUGCAGUCAUUCUCGCCCAAAUCAAACAUGACGUGGAAUCCAUUGGAUCAGACUCUGUGAUAGCAGCAGCUAUGUGGAUUGUCGGGAUGCAGAACCCUGAUGGCGGCUGGGCUGCCUUUGACGUGGAGAACGACAAGCUAUUCCUUAAUAAGAUUCCAUUCAGCGAUAUGGACAGUCUAUGCGAUACAUCCUGCGCGGAUAUCACUGGACGUAUAUUAGAAGCUUUUGGCUUGAUGAUGAAGCGCGCGCCAGAGAAGUCUCUCGCAAGUGAUUGUUUCCCUACGCUACGAGCCGCCUGCACUCGCGGCAUCAGAUACCUUGCGUCUACACAAGAGCCUAGUGGGGCUUGGUUUGGACGAUGGGGUUGCAACUACGUGUAUGGCACGAGUCAUGCACUGUGUGGUCUUGCGUACUUCGAUGAUACGCGGGUUUCUGGAUUGGUGUUACGGGGUAUACAGUGGCUGGGAUCCAAACAGCAGGCCGACGGAGGUUGGGGUGAAUCACUACUUUCCUACCGGUCGCCCAGUCAAGAUUGGCAGGGAUCAACCCCAUCCCAAACUGCAUGGGCUUUGAUGGGAUUGUUGGCACAUCUUUCUCCAAAAGACCUUGCCAUCCAGCGCGGUAUUCAAUAUCUAGUGGCAACUCUCCAGCCGGAGAAGGGUAUCGGGUCUUCGUGGCCUCAAUCUGUGUUUACAGGAACCGGAUUCCCUAAUCAUUUCUAUCUUGGGUAUGACUACUACCGUCACUAUUUCCCCAUGAUGGCCCUUGGGCGCUAUUUACAGGAAAGUAGCAGCUUGACACCCGAUCUACACAUCGUCAUUGACGAGGGCAGAUUUCAAAUCUGUUCCAGGCUCAUACCAGACGCUACGGUUGUGAAUCUUCUGAAGUUUGAUUUCCAAGAUAUAUCUCAACACGCGACUUUUGCCCUCCCAGGCAACCCCUCAGUAUGUCUCUUCCAAACUUCGCUCGAAGACAGCCAGCGAAAGUGUCGACAGAUCGGAUGUAUCUGUCACGAUUUCACCUUCCGGAUCGACGAUGUGCUCGAUGUUCAAAAGCUGGAAUCGGCUUUGUAUCGGUUGAUGGACAUUGGGAAUUGGGGUCAGCUGGGGGCUCGCUUGAGAUUGAGAAGUGACAGCAGAUUGGAGUAUCACCUACCAGCAAGCUAUACUAAGACACGGCCGCCUUUCAUCUUCACCACGGUGAACUACGAUAUGAACAUCGAUGAGCAUCCGAUUGGGGCUAAACUACCGAAGCAAAAUUACGACCAGUCGUUCUUAUCACCUCCUGGGAGAUUCUUCGAGCCGUUGGUCUGUCAUCCGGAAAGUCCCAAGGAACUUGCAGACUGGAUUUAUUCGGACCGACCACAGCUCCACAUCCACGUCGUUUCUUUCCGCGAUACUACUCUGAUAACGACAAGUUAUGUACACACACUUUUUGAUGCUAUUUCUCGUACGUCUUUUUGGAAGGCUUGGGGUGCUGUGCUUCGCGGUCAUGAAGAAGAAAUACCGCCUAUGGUGCCGUUUGAUCAAGACCCGCUGCAUACACUGGGACAGGAUUACCCGAAAGAAAGAUACCAUAACUUUGGGCUCUUGUUGACCGGUUUCAGCCUUGUUAUGUUCGGUAUCCGAUACAUGUUAGAGCUACUGUUUACCCAGGAUGUGGUAGACCAUACCAUUCGUGUCCCAGGAACCUACGUGAAAAAGAUGAGAGAGCAAGCACGACAGGAGCUGGCCGAGGCCGCUCCAAAGGGGGCUGAAAUUCCUUUUGUCAGUGAAGGGGAUAUCGUCAUCUCAUGGUGGAUGAGGACCAUGAUAACAGCGCUGAAGCCUUCGCCAGAACGACCUAUUUUAUUGAUGAAUGUGUUCAAUGUAUGGAGACUUUUCCCGGAGUGGUUCCCUCCUAAUGGAGCUGGCUUCAUCGGGAAUGCAUUCUUCUAUUCUUACACGCUACUCUCCUCUAACAAAGUUAUCCACGACGGUAGCCUGGCAUACACCGCAUCCAAGAACCGCCAGGCGCUCAUGGAGCACAGGACACGUGAACAAGUUCAGGCAAUGACAGCUAUUCAGAGGAAAUCCUACAAAAGGACUGCGCCUGUGAUCGGGCGUACAAAUAACUUUUUCAUGGCCUGCACGAACCAACAGAUGUCGGGCAACUUCAAUGCGGAUUUCUCGGGUGCCGUGAUCAAGCCUGGUGUGCCUUUGGCUCACAGGGCGCACGCACUGGGUCAACCCUCGUACAUUAAUGACAUUGAGCACGCUCGGGGAUAUCCAACUCGCAACGUUGUUCGAAUUUUGGGCAAGGAUGCUGCUGGUGACUGGUGGCUUCUAUUCAAGACCCGAUCAGGGGCAUGGCGAGAGAUCCAUCGGCAGUUGAUGUCUAUUUAUGAUGGUGAUGAGCCAAGACUAGAAGGUGAAGUUACUGAGGUUACAAAAUCGUGA